This is a messenger RNA of Paramecium pentaurelia, 1888 nucleotides long. NCBI's taxonomy places the organism in Eukaryota, Ciliophora, Oligohymenophorea, Peniculida, Parameciidae. The record is from the annotation of a GenBank genome assembly.
AUGCAUUCAUAUGAAAUGGAAUAAGAGAAUUAAAUUUUGAGUAUGAUAGAGUCUUAGAAUGAAGAUAAUUUUGUCUAUAGUGUAGAAGAAUAAAAAAAUAAAAUAAAAGAACUAAAAUAAGAAAUUAAUGAAAAAUACCCUCAAUGCCAUAUAAAUGAAUCAGAUAUAAAAUAGAAUGUUUAUUUGUUAAGUUUUCCUUUAGAAAUUCAUACUGGAAUUUUAAUCACUAUAUUUGAAAUUUAGAUUGAUUUUGACUAAAAAAAAAUAGAUGUUCAUGCUUAUUUUACAAAUAAACAUGGAUUGCUAAUUGUUCAUUAAAAGGUAUCAAAAUGAAAGAAUAUAAGCUACUUAGACUUUCUGUUUCUAGAUAUAUGUUGCGAUUAAAUAAUAAUCUUAGAGUAGGAAGUUUCUUUUUAAAUCCUGUUUAUGGUUAAAUAGGAUUUAAUCUCUAAUGUUAUAGUAAUGCUUCUUUCUUUUAACCUAAUGAUGAAUUUUCUGGAUUUUUUGCAUACUUAGAUAGUUUAAUUGUUACUGCAACUCAUUCAUUAAGAUUUCAUUUUAUGAGGAUUUUAUUCAUGUUAAAUUUGAUAAACAUUAAAUUAUUCAGAAUUUAUGAAAAUUAUAUGGAUAACAUUAGAUAUUAAGAUGAUAUUAAAUAUCAAAAUUUUAUUAAUUGGAGAAAAUUUCCAAAAGAUGCUGAAUAACUUCUAUAAAGAAUUAAGAUGGUUAUUAAAAAGUAUUUAUUUAGAUCAUUUUUUAAAUAGCAAUAUGCAUUUAGAAUUUAAUAAUUAGGAAUAUGAAUAAUAUGGUCCAAUACUUUAAAAGCAAGUUACAACUGAUAGUAGAUGUUUGAUUUAAAUUGAACCAGUCAAUUAUAAUGAUUUAGAAGUAGAUUAAAAUUUUUUAAUUUCUGAAGGAGGCUUUUGUAAUAUAUAUUCAAAAGAUAUUUUUUAUCAUCUUUAUAAAGAUGGUGCAAAAUAACAAUAGACACAAAAAAGACCUCUUGUUAUUAAGACAGAUAAAGCUCAAAAUGGAGAUAAAGUUAAAAAAGAAAUUGACAUUGCCCUUAAAUUAAGUGGCCCACCAAACUUUGAACCCAAGUAUUAAUUAUUUUUAAUUUAUUUUUAGAGAUUAAAAUGAAAUUAGACUUAAAUAUUUUAAAAUUUUUGGAUGUUGUCCAUAUAUUGCUUAAUUUUAUUAUGUUCCAUAGAGGAAUGAUAUUUUAUUGAUGGAAAGAUAUUAUCAUUCUUCAUUAGAUUAUUUUAAAGCAAAAUAAUAAGAGGUAUUAAGUUUAUCAACCAGAAUAUUUAUUGCACAUAGUAUAGCAAUGGGUUUAAGAUAUAUUCAUAAUUAUGGAAUUAUACAUAUGGAUAUAAAAUCAGCAAAUAUAUUGAUAUCUAAAACUUUGAUGGCUAAAAUUACAGAUUUCGGAGAAGCUAUCAUUAAAAAGAAAUAUACAGAUAAAGAAAAACCAGGUAAAACAUUGCCUUUUUGUGCACCUGAAAUCUAAUAAAAAUUAGAACCACAUGAAUAUACUUAUGCAUAUGAUAUUUACUCAUUUGGUGUAUUACUUUUUGAAUUAUUGUUUGAUAGAUAUCCAAUAGUAAAAUAAUUAAAUUAUGAAUAAUUAGGAUUUUAGAAGAUAAAAUUUAAAGACAUUAGAGGAAAAAUUAAAAAACAGAACCUAUUAUGUAAGAUAUGAUGAAAAUUUUGAUAAAUUUUCAGGUCCUUAAGUAAUAAUGAAAUAUUUAGGAAGAAUGUGUUUAUAAUGUAAAAAUAUAAUUAUUAUUUUAUAGGUUUAUAACCAGAACCUGCAAAUAGACCUAAUAUUGAUAAGAUUGUUUUAGUUUUGAAAGAUUGUUUGACAUAUUUAGAUAAAGUAUAUUGA